AAAUUUUCGAAACCCCAACUACACAACAACCCCAAAUCCAAUUUCCGAAGAAUCGCAAAGCUAAACCCCCCCAAUCACGCCACCAUACUCUGAAUCUUCACCGUCAUCAUUGCACCAGCGCACACGAUUCUCCUCCUAGGGUUUUCUUUCUCCUCGCGAUCGGAAAAAAAUGGCGGAUAAUGGUGGUGGUCAGGGUUUGAGGAAGCCGGUGUUCGUUAAGGUGGAGAGCUUGAAGCCCGGCACCAACGGCCACACGCUGGUGGUUAAGGUUGUCAACUCCAACACGGUGCUGCAGAAGGGCGCAGCAGCGUCUCCACACCUCCGCAACACCCGCAUUGCUGAGUGCCUCGUUGGCGAUGAUACAGCUUCCAUCCUAUUCACUGCACGUAACGAACAAGUUGAUCUGUUGAAGCCUGGAACUACUGCUGUCCUGCGAAAUGCAAAGAUCGACAUGUUCAAGGGAUCCAUGAGGCUGGCUGUCGACAAAUGGGGCCGCAUUGAGGUCACUGAACCUGCUACAUUUGAAGUCAAGGAAGAUAACAAUCUCUCACUCGUUGAGUACGAACUCGUGAAUGUUGUGGAUGAGUGAAGGGAAUCUUUUGCCAAUAUGAAAAUAUGGAAUCUAUUAUUCUAAGUAAAAUUAUGCGUAGUUAUGCUUUCACCUGUCAAUUUUUGCUAUGGUUUUCUUUUUCGGAUAGAGUACCCUGGAAGUAGUGCUGUUGGAACAAACUGUAGGAGGGGUCUUUUCUUUUGAUCACCGAUGGCUACUGGUGUUUAUAUAUUUGGCAGGGAAAGCUUUAUAGUCUGUGAGGUACGACGGUAUGUAUAAAGUUAUAUCAUGUCCAGUAUUAAUGAUAGAGAUCCUCUUAGGAGGAGGGCAACCUUAGUUAGCAUU
Molecule: messenger RNA, 895 nt
Organism: Sesamum indicum (sesame)
Lineage: Eukaryota; Viridiplantae; Streptophyta; Magnoliopsida; Lamiales; Pedaliaceae
Source: RefSeq, a predicted model, not a curated record